This is a messenger RNA of Zasmidium cellare ATCC 36951, 6612 nucleotides long. RefSeq lists its product as uncharacterized. The record is from RefSeq and is a predicted model, not a curated record. The transcript has a single exon. Bases 1 to 6612 code for a protein of 2203 amino acids. Lineage: Eukaryota; Fungi; Ascomycota; Dothideomycetes; Mycosphaerellales; Mycosphaerellaceae. Gene Ontology annotation, cellular component: nucleus. Gene Ontology annotation, molecular function: ATP binding; ATP hydrolysis activity; nucleic acid binding.
AUGGCGGAGUCAAAGAAGGGCGGCGGUGGAAGCGGCGGGGGCGACAACAAUUUGGGACAGUACAAGUAUGCGGCCAUGUCAAACCUGGUUCUCCAGGCGGACCGUAGAUUUGUUACUCGCCGGGGUGACGAGAACACUGGCGACCCAGAGUCGCUCGCUGGACGAAUUAACCUGGGCGAGAUGGGUUCGAGAACAGCGCGCGAAAAGGCACCGGUUUCUGCUGCGCCGACGGAGCAGGCGCGCAAGAGGAAGCGAACAGAGCCUGUGCAGAGCUCAAGAGCAGCAGGAAUUCUAAGCCAACAAGAUAUGAACAUUGAGGGCCUGCGCUACCGACCGAGGACGGCCGCGACGAAGGAUAUCUACGAUCUCAUUUCUGCGAACGUUGCGCAGAAGAUGGGAGGCGACUACGGUCUUGCGGUCACAGCCUCGGCGACAGACUCCAUUCUGGAAUACUUGAAAGACGACAGCUUGAAGGACUUUGACAAGAAGAAGGAAAUCGACGACAUUCUCGGGAUAACGACUUCGAGCAAAGAGUUCAAUCAGCUGGUGAACCUUGGCAAGAAGAUUACGGAUUACGACGCUCAGGAUGAGGACGAAGAAAUGGGCGACGGUGCUGGAGAAGAGGAAGACCUCGACGAGCAGCAGGGUGUCGCUGUCGAUUUUGGCGACGAGGAUGAGGACGAAGACGAAGGUCGAACGUUUGAAGUAAGAGACGAAGGCGAAGAGUCGGAAGACGAUCUGGCAAUGGGCACAGAAGAGGUCGCCGAGGAUGGCGCAGGCCCGCCGCCGGAUGCUGAAAUGGAAGGCGAUGAAGAGGGUGACGGCCUAGUCAUUGAGAAUCAAUCGCGGCGAAACGCGAAAGAAGAGGCAGACCCGAACUUUGUGCCCGCGCAUGAGAUCGACGCAUACUGGUUGCAGCGGCAAAUUGGUCAAGUCUACGAAGACGCUCAUAUUCAGACCGAGAAGACUCGAGAGGCGGAGGCUAUCAUGUCUGGGCUCGAUGAGUCAGGCGAAGAGAAGCCGCUCAGAGAGGUGGAGAACGACCUCAUGGAGCUUUUUGAUUACGAACAUAAUGAAGUCGUGGCGAAGUUCGUGCGAAACAGGGACAAGAUCAUCUGGGUCACUCGAUGGCGGAGAGUCGCAGAGGACGAAGCCUCUCGCUUGACGCUGGAGAAGGAGAUGGUCAACGCUGGCCACGCCGGCAUUCUGAAAGAGUUGCGUGGACGUGAUGAUUCAGGAAAGGCCGGCCCGAAGUUGACUGUCAAACUCGAUCCUAUGGAGCUUGACGCGAAGCUUCCUGUGAAAGAUGAGGAAGACGUCAAGAAGGAGGGUCUCGUGGGAGGCCUCCAGCCCCGAAAGACACUCAACCUCGAAGACCUCAAGUUCGACCAGGGCAACCAUCUCAUGACCAACCAAAACGUCAAGCUGCCACAAGGCUCAACGAAGCGCACCUUCAAAGGCUACGAAGAGAUCCAUGUGCCAGCCCCAAAGCGAAAGCAAAACCCGAACGAGAGGCCUUUGAUUCCCACAUCCGAUCUGGCUGCUUGGGCACGAACGGGAUUUGGCAGCUCGACACAAUUGAACCGCAUCCAGACCGAAUGCUACCAGUCAGCUUUUGAAGAUGACGGCAACAUGCUUAUUUGCGCGCCGACUGGAUCUGGCAAGACGAACGUAGCCAUGCUUACGAUGCUGCGAGAAAUCGGAAAGCACCGCGAUCCGGCUACUGGCGACAUCAACCUCGACGAGUUUAAGAUCAUCUAUAUCGCCCCCUUGAAGGCUUUGGUGCAAGAGCAAGUUGGAAACUUUGGCGCUCGAUUGAAGCCAUACGGCAUCACUGUGUCUGAGCUUACCGGCGACCGACAACUCACCAAGCAGCAGAUUGCGGAUACUCAGGUCAUCGUCACCACACCAGAGAAGUGGGACGUUAUCACGCGGAAGGCCACCGACGCCAGCUACACGAAUCUUGUUCGCCUCAUCUGUAUCGACGAGAUCCAUCUUCUUCACGAUGACCGUGGACCUGUGCUUGAGAGCAUCGUUUCUCGAACAAUUAGACGCACGGAGCAGACAGGCGACCCGGUACGUAUCGUUGGUCUGUCUGCUACGCUUCCCAACUACCGCGACGUUGCUACUUUCCUUCGAGUUGAUCCUCAAAAGGACCUUUACCAUUUCGAUGGUACCUUCAGGCCUUGUCCGCUUAAGCAAGAGUUCAUCGGCGUCACGGACAAGAAGGCGAUCAAGCAGCUAAAGACGAUGAACGAUGUUUGCUAUAACAAAGUCUUGGAACAGGUCGGAACCAACAAGAAUCAGAUGCUCAUUUUCGUACACUCGCGCAAAGAGACGGCAAAGACAGCGAAGUACAUCAGAGACAAAGCGUUAGAGAACGACACCAUUGGCCAGAUUCUGCGAGUCGAUGCUGCUAGUCGAGAGAUCUUGCGCGAGGAAUCCGAGUCUGUUCAAAACAGCGACCUCAAGGACGUCUUGCCGUACGGAUUUGGUAUCCAUCAUGCUGGUAUGAGUCGUGCCGACCGAACCGCAGUCGAGGAUCUGUUCGCAGACGGCUCAGUCCAAGUGCUCGUCUGCACUGCAACUCUCGCCUGGGGUGUCAAUCUUCCUGCCCACACGGUCAUCAUCAAGGGAACUCAGAUCUAUUCACCAGAGAAGGGUUCUUGGGUAGAGCUCAGCCCACAGGAUGUGCUUCAGAUGCUUGGCCGUGCCGGUCGUCCACAGUACGACACAUACGGUGAAGGUAUCAUCAUCACAACUCAGGCUGAGAUUCAGUACUAUCUGUCUUUGAUGAACCAGCAGCUGCCAAUUGAGUCACAGUUCGUGUCUAGGCUAGCUGACAAUCUCAACGCCGAGAUCGUACUGGGUAACAUUCGAACGAGAGACGAAGGUGUUGAGUGGCUUGGGUAUACGUACCUAUUCGUGCGAAUGCUUCGAUCACCCGCAUUGUAUCAAGUUGGUGCGGACUACGAUGAAGAUGAGACGCUUGAGCAAAAGCGAGUCGACCUCAUCCAUUCCGCAGCCGUAGUGUUGGAGAAGGCCAGUCUGGUCAAGUACGACAAGAAAUCUGGACGCCUUCAAGGAACGGAUCUCGGCCGCGUGGCCAGCCACUACUACAUCACACACAACAGCAUGCUGACCUACAACAUGCACAUCCAACCCUCUGUCAGUCCGAUUGAGCUCUUCCGAGUGUUCGCACUCAGUGAUGAAUUCAAGUACAUCCCGGUACGCCAGGACGAGAAGUUGGAACUCGCGAAGCUGCUUGGAAGAGUGCCCAUUCCUGUCAAGGAGACCAUUGACGAGCCGCACUGCAAGAUCAACGUCCUGCUCCAAGCUUAUGUGAGUAGAUUGAAGCUGGAAGGUCUUGCACUCAUGGCAGAUCUGGUCUAUGUCACUCAGUCGGCCGGGCGUAUCCUGCGAGCCAUGUUCGAGAUUGCGCUCAAAAAGGGAUGGUCGUCAGUUGCUAAGGAUGCACUUGAUCUUUGCAAGAUGGCCGAGAAGCGAAUGUGGCCCACCAUGACACCUUUGAGGCAAUUCCCUGAAUGUUCAAGCGACAUCAUAAAGAAGGCCGAGCGCAUUGACGUGCCCUGGUCCAGCUACUUCGACUUGGACCCUCCUCGCAUGGGCGAACUUCUGGGCAUGCAGAAGCAGGGCCGUCAAGUUUGCAACCUGGUCGCCAAAUUCCCACGACUCGAUAUCUCAGCACAAUGCCAACCCGUCACGAGAAGUAUGCUACGCAUCGAGUUGACCAUCAAGCCUAACUUUGAGUGGGAUGAUGAGCUGCACGGUCGUGCCGAGAACUGGUGGGUCAUAGUUGAGGACUGUGACGGCGAAGACAUCCUCUUCCAUGACCAGUUCCUUCUGCGAAAGGACUAUGCCAUUGCGGAGGCAAAUGAGCACUUGAUGGAAUUCACCGUUCCCAUCACAGAGCCUAUGCCGCCCAACUACUUUAUAUCGGUCGUCAGUGACAGGUGGAUGCAUGCUGAGAGCAAGCUCACUCUGUCAUUCCAGAAGCUUGUUCUGCCAGAGAAAUUCCCGCCACACACGCCACUGCUCGACAUGCAGCCGCUUCCAGUGGCAGCAUUGAAGAGAGAAGACUACGUCGACCUUUACCCCGACUGGCAACAGUUCAACAAGAUCCAGACACAGACAUUCCAGGCUCUCUUCCAGUCCGACGACAAUGUCUUCGUCGGUGCCCCCACAGGGAGUGGCAAGACGGUCUGCGCGGAGUUUGCGCUGCUUCGACACUUCACCAAAGCCCAGGGUGGCAAAGCAGUCUAUGUUGCUCCGUUCCAAGUUCAAGUUGAUGCACGACACAAGGCCUGGCAGACGAGGCUUGGUUCUUUAGCUGGUGGCAAGAAGUUCGUAAAGCUUACUGGGGAGACCACUGCAGAUCUCAAGCUGCUUGCUGAAGGCGACGUUAUUCUUGCCACUCCAGUGCAAUGGGACAUGAUGUCCCGGGGUUGGCAGCGAAGAAAGAAUGUCCAGGCCGUUAGCUUGAUCAUUGCAGAUGAUCUCCACCUGCUCGGCGGUCAUGGCGGGUACAUCUACGAGGCUGUCAUGUCUCGAUCACAGGCCAUCAAAGCGCAGCUUGAGAACGAGCUGCGGACUGUCGGUCUGAGUGUGUCGCUUUCCAACGCACGGGAUGUUGGCGAGUGGAUUGGUUGCAGCAAGCACACCAUCUUCAACUUCAGCCCGAACAGCCGGCCUCUGCCUCUCAACCUCCACUUGCAGACCUUCAACAUCCCUCACUUCCCGUCAUUGAUGUUGGCAAUGACGAAGCCAACGUAUCAAGCGAUCCUGCAGUACGCGCCAGAAAAGCCAGCUAUGGUGUUCUUGCCCAGCCGCAAGCAAGUGCGAGCAACAGCACAGGAUCUUCUGGCAGCUUGCGUUGCAGACGAUGAUGAGGACAGAUUCCUGCAAGCAGAUGCUGAACAGCUCGAGCCAAUUUUUGGCAAAGUCAAGGAGCGCUCGCUUGCGGACUCACUUUCUCACGGCAUUGCGUACUACCACGAAGCUUUAAGCGACUCAGACAAGCGCAUCGUGGAGUCGCUUUUCACUCAGGGUGCUGUUCAGGUCAUGCUCAUUUCUCGUGACUGCUGCUGGGAAGUGCAGAGCGUGGCACAUCUGGUCAUCGUCAUGGGUACGCAGUUCUUCGAGGGCCGAGAGCACCGAUACAUCGACUACCCUAUUAGCGAAGUCCUUCAGAUGUUUGGCAAGGCCGGACGACCUCUGGAGGACAAGGACUGCCGCGGCGUGCUGAUGUGCCCGGACACGAAGCGAAACUACUACAAGAAGUUCUUGGCUGAAGCGUUACCCAUUGAAAGUCAGCUACAGGCUUACAUGCACGAUGCAUUCGUGACUGAGAUCAGCACCAAGACCAUCGAGUCGACCCAAGAUGCUGUGGAUUGGACCACCUACACCUACUUCUAUAGGAGACUGUUGGCGAAUCCCAGUUUCUACGGCCUGCCAGACACCACGCAUGAAGGACUCUCCGCAUACCUGUCUGAGCAGGUCGAGACUACGCUCAAGGAACUGAGCGAUGCCAAAGUCAUCGAGUUAGAUGAAGACGAAGAUACGAUCACGCCGGUUCACGCCACCAUGAUCGCUGCCUACUACAACAUCUCGUUCUUUACCAUGCAGACGCUACUGCUCUCUCUGAAGCGCAGCACAAAGCUGAAGGGAAUUCUCGAGAUUGUCACGGCCGCCGCUGAGUUUGAAGACAUCCAGAUCCGCCGCCACGAGGAACACGUACUGCAACGCAUCUAUGACCGUGUCCCAGUCAAGCUCUCAGAGGUGAACUUUGAGUCUCCCUCGUUCAAGGCCUUCGUCCUCCUGCAAGCACACUUCUCCCGGAUGCAGCUGCCCACCGACCUUGCCAAAGACCAAGAAGUUGUCCUCCGCAAAGUCCUCAACCUCCUCAGCGCCUGCGUCGACGUUCUGUCCUCAGAAGGUUAUCUAAACGCCAUGAACGCCAUGGAAAUCAGCCAAAUGGUCGUCCAAGCCAUGUGGGACCGCGACUCUCCCCUCAAGCAAAUCCCCCACUUCGAGGAUGACAAGAUCGAAGUUUGCAACAAGUUCGGCAUCAAGGACGUGAUUGAAUUCCAAGACGCCAUGGACACCGACGAGAACCCCAAUUACGGCAAGUUAAUGGAAGGUCUAGGCUUCAGCAACAAGCAGCUCGCGGAUGCUGCACACUUCGUCAACGAACGAUAUCCCAACGUCGAACUCGAAUUCGAGCUCGAAGACCCCGAGAACGUCGCUUCAGGCACGCCGAGCUAUCUCAACGUCUCCAUCACGCGACAACUGGAGGAAGAUGAGGAGCCCAACUUAUCCGUCCACGCGCCUUUCUACCCAGCCGAGAAGACGGAGAGCUGGUGGCUCGUGGUCGGGGAGGAGAAGACGCGGACGUUGAUCGCUAUCAAGCGUGUCACGAUCGCGAAGGAGUUGAAGACGAAGUUGGAGAUCGUGCUGCCGACGCCCGGGAAGCAUGAACUGACGUUGUUCUUGAUGAGUGAUUCUUAUGUCGGUGUUGAUCAGGCGCCGACGUUUGAGGUUGAUGCUGCGGAGGGGAUGGAGGAGGAUGACGAGGAGGAAGACGAUGAGUAG